AUGCUGCGUCGCAUCACCGCAAGCAUCAUGGUCCACAGCACCGUCCGAGCUGCCUUCGCUCUCUUCUCCCCUGGGUUGCCGGGCUCAGCACCCUCGCCGGUGCCGCCUGGAUCGUGGCCAGGAGGUGAUUCGGCCACCCCGGCCGGCCAAAUCUCAUCGCAUCUUCAUGUUUGUUUCGAGAGGGACUAUCUCUAA
This is a messenger RNA of Geosmithia morbida, 195 nucleotides long. RefSeq lists its product as uncharacterized. The record is from RefSeq and is a predicted model, not a curated record. The coding region runs from base 1 to 195 and encodes 64 amino acids. The transcript is spliced from 2 exons. Lineage: Eukaryota; Fungi; Ascomycota; Sordariomycetes; Hypocreales; Bionectriaceae.